UCAAGUGUGCCAACUGUCGUAAAAGCACAUGGAAGAAGAAAAGUAGUGAAGGCGGGCGCUAAUAAAUUAGUGUUGUUAUUUGUUCGCUAUUAUGUAAAUGUUAUGUCGUACAAGAGACAUAUUGAAUUAUUUAUUUCAGGGUAGAACGUCUCAGUCCGCGAGAAUCUUUGCGUUGCUGAGCUAGUCAGUACUGUAAAGCUGAGAAGCGUUUUGUGCUAGUUAGCUUAGCUUGUUAGCUGCUGCGUAAAGUGUUGUGAUUGUGUAAAAAUGUGAGUGUAAAUUGUUGUGAUUGUGUAAAAAUGUGAGUGUAAAGUGUUGUGAUUGUGUGAACAUGUGAGUGUAAAGUGUUGUGAUUGUGUGAAAAUGUGCGAAAGAACGAUAGUAAAGUAUGAGGAGGAACUUUGUCCAACAAAAGAGGAGAAGGAGCGACAACAUCAACUAGUGGACGCUGUUUUCAAGAAACAUCAAGUUGUGUUACACAGAACAGACGUCCAGCAGCCCCCCCACAUUAAAGAGGAAGAGGAGGAAGUGUGGAUCAGUCAGGAGGGAGAGUGUCUUCUAGGGCAGGAGGAGGAUGAUGUCACCAAGUUUCCACUGACUGUUGUCUCUGUGAAGACUGAAGAGCAUGAAGACAAACCACCUGAGUCCUCACAGCUUCAUCACAGUCCAAACGUCUGUGAAGAACAUCUUCUCUCUGAGCAACAGGAGUGGAGCUUCAGGAUGGUGAAGGAGAAGCCACAGCCCUCUUACUUUAAAGAGGAAGACAAGGACCCACUCACCCCCCACUUUAAAGAUGAAGAGGAGGUGCCAGAGACCCCACACUUUAUAAAGAAAGUGAAGGACCCACUGACCCCCAACAUUAAAUGGAACAAGGAGGAACCACUGACCCUCCACUUUAAAAAGGAAGAGGAGGCACCACAGAUCUCCCACAUUAAAGAAGAGGAGGUGGAAUACAACAUCAGUCAGAAGGGAGAUCAUCUUGAAGGACUGGUGGAGUUCCCAGUGACUGGUGUCCCUGUGAAGGGUGAAGAUAAUGAGGUCAAAGGUGAAAGUGAGGAGAAGAGAGAGGCGGAGCCUCCAAGCAGCAGCUCAACACAACACAUGACAACAGAAGCUGAUGGAGACCACUGUGGAGGAUCACAAGCAGACAAGCUCUUAGCUCCACUAUCAGAUAGUGAGGACACAACGUCACACUCUCCUGACACUGAUGAUGAACACUCUAAAGAUGAUAAGACAUGUCACACUGACAACACUCACUUGAAAUGUUCUCACUGUGACAAAACCUUUAAAUACCAAUGUCUUCUGAAAAGACACAUGAGUACACACACCGGAGAAAAACCUUUUACCUGUUCAGUCUGUAGUAAAGGUUUUUUAGAGAGUUGCAAUUUGAAAGUACACAUGAGAACACACACUGGUGAAAAAUCUUUUAUCUGUUCAAUCUGUGGUAAAGGUUUUACUCACAGUCAGAAUUUGAAAGUACACAUGAGAAUACACACUGGUGAAAAACUUUUUUCCUGUUUAACCUGUGGUAAAGGUUUUGCACAAAGUCAGAGUUUGAAAAAACACAUGAAAAUACACAGUGGAGAAAAACCUUAUGUCUGUUCAAUCUGUAGUAAAAGUUUUGCACAAAGAAACCAUUUGGAAGUACACAAGAGAACACACACUGGUGAAAAACCUUUUACCUGCUCAAUCUGUGGUAAAGGUUUUAGAGAAAGUCACAAUAUGAAAACACACAAGAGAACACACACUGGUGAAAAAUCACAUUCCUGUUCAAUCUGCAACAGAAGCUUUUGUCAACGAGCAAACCUUGUAGCACACAUGAGAACACACCCAGGAGAGAAAGUGUUGAGUUGCAGUGUGUGUGGUGAAAGAUUCUCUCAUAAGUACCAGUGUAAGAAACACAAGUGUGCUGGUGAGAACAGCAGCAGCAAAUGAAACUGCAGGAUUUGAAAUAAACUGUCAAGACUUUAAUUUUGACUUUCUAACAACAUCAGCACAUAUAACAUGUUUUUAAUAUGCUUCUACAUUUAUAGAUUAGAUAUUUUUUAUUAGUGCUUUUUUCAGUCAAGUACACGCAAUAAUAUGCAACCUUGUGUACUUUUAUUAGAAAAGAACAGAACAAUUUGACUGAAAAAGUGAGAGUAAACAGUACAAGGAUUUUUUUACACACAAACAUUUUAUGUGUAUAUAUAUUCAUAAUACAAUUUUAGACUUAUUCUUAAGUGUUUUCUAUAGGUGUUUGAAAUAUUGAAGUGUUACGUAUUUUCAUUUCUAAUUGUUAAUGAUCCCAUAGAUUAGCACCUUUUAUAUGAUAUAACUAUUUACUGGUUCACAUCUGAAACAUCUUCUGGACCACUUCAGGAAGCAUAUUAUUAUUUACUUUAAAGAUCAUUUGAACAGUUGUCUUUUAUACAUUUGUAAAAUGCGUGUUUUCAUGAAUCAUUUGUUGGAUCUCUAUAUUCCAUUUUAUUAAUGAUCUUUAUUACUCUCUUUUUUAAUAUGAUUGUGUUGUGAUUGUUUUAUAUGUAUGUCCCCAGACCUUUAUGCAAUAUAAAAGUGAGAGAAAAUGGCUGAAUUGUUUGUGGAAGGAUGGUUUUGUUUUUAAAAAUUUAC
Messenger RNA from Entelurus aequoreus (snake pipefish), 2613 nucleotides. Its product is annotated as zinc finger protein 391-like. Gene Ontology annotation, molecular function: DNA-binding transcription factor activity; RNA polymerase II cis-regulatory region sequence-specific DNA binding. The transcript is spliced from 3 exons. NCBI's taxonomy places the organism in Eukaryota, Metazoa, Chordata, Actinopteri, Syngnathiformes, Syngnathidae. Bases 364 to 1935 code for a protein of 523 amino acids. Gene Ontology annotation, biological process: regulation of cytokine production; regulation of immune system process; negative regulation of transcription by RNA polymerase II. The record is from RefSeq and is a predicted model, not a curated record.